UCUAUCCCCUUGGGUAAACCCACCUGCCAUGACAAAACAUCCACUCGGUUGUGUCUUAACGUACUCCGUCGUCGCCUCCCUCGGCCUUGUCUCCUUCGCCGCUUGUCUCGUUGCCGAGGGUAAGCGAUCCAAGAAAGGUGAUCUCAUGUCGGAUGGGAAAUUUUGUUUCUUACCUACGAGGAGUCAUGUCUUUGAAUUGGGUGUCGCCGCGACGGUCUGUCUCUCCGCCGCUCAAAUCAUAGGGAACGUACUGCUCUGUGCAGAUCACCGGUGGAGACCGAACACAAGAAAGCCUAAGAAACCAGCUCUUACUGCUAUUUUGCUGGCGUUUUCCUGGAUGAGCUUUGGAGCUGCAACAAUUCUAAUAAGUGCAGCGACGAGUAUGAGCAGAACACAAGCGUACGGAGAAGGAUGGUUGGACGGCGAAUGCUACCUGGUCCGUGACGGGGUUUACGCAACCUCCGGGGUGUUAAGCCUGCUUGCGGUUCUCGCCUUGCUCGGAGCUGCCUCCAUCAAGAUCACGACCAAUCAACAAGUUGAUCAAGACCACAAAAUAAAUGCAAGAAAAUAAAACACAAACAACAGUGAUAGAAAAGG
This is a messenger RNA of Hibiscus syriacus, 597 nucleotides long. Its product is annotated as protein MODIFYING WALL LIGNIN-2-like. The record is from RefSeq and is a predicted model, not a curated record. The transcript is spliced from 3 exons. Bases 29 to 571 code for a protein of 180 amino acids. Lineage: Eukaryota; Viridiplantae; Streptophyta; Magnoliopsida; Malvales; Malvaceae.